AUGCAAUCUCGUGGCUGUCCAAGUAAUAUAUCAUUCUCAUACACAACUACAAACACAUCCGCAUCCGCAUUGACAGGACUUUCGGAUAAACCUAAAGAGCAGCCAUCGUCCUCAGCGCCAUCCCUCACCUCCAGCACCGACUUGCCAGACCCUGAACUCGCAUAUGCUCAGACCUACCACUUCACCACCUGCCCUCACACCAGUCCUCCAGUGUCGCGACCUCUCAACGUCCAGCCCAUUCUGGCAGAAUACCAUGACGAUCUCCUCGCAUACCCUCCACUCUACCUGCGUGUGUCUCCUGCAAAGGAACCCCUGACUCGCGUACCGAACAACUACAUCUAUAUCAUCCAGGGCUCUUGCGGUCAUUGUGAUUCAGCAGCUCGACGAGAAGCCGAGUCCGCGAUCCUCGACGAAUAUGCAGACAAUAUAGAUGAACUGACUGAGCGACUAAGCCUGUUGAAGCAAGACAUCGAGUCGGCAUCUUCGCAGCCUCCCGAGUCAGGACAUGAGUCGACCGCAUCGGCAUCGGCAUCCGUCGUCGACACCGCGCCUAGCACCUGUAUAGUGGGAUUGAAUAUCCGCCUUUCUCGCAGCCACAUCCGGAGCAUCGUCGAGAUGGAAAACCAGCUGAAAUCGAUGAUUAGACGGCGCGAUCGGAAAGUCAAAGCCGUGUGGAAGGGGUACACUGCGCGGUGGGGUCCGGCGACGCUAGCCAAGAAGUCGACGAGGGGGAAAGAUGAGUGUGAGGACAACGACAACGGCAAUGGCCACCGAAAGCAGCAGCAUGACAAGAAACGCAAGCUCUACUGA
Molecule: messenger RNA, 810 nt
Organism: Capronia epimyces CBS 606.96
Lineage: Eukaryota; Fungi; Ascomycota; Eurotiomycetes; Chaetothyriales; Herpotrichiellaceae
Exons: 2
Coding region: 1-810 (269 amino acids)
Source: RefSeq, a predicted model, not a curated record